This is a messenger RNA of Plasmodium vivax (malaria parasite P. vivax), 1194 nucleotides long. RefSeq names its product para-hydroxybenzoate--polyprenyltransferase. The record is from RefSeq and is a predicted model, not a curated record. Gene Ontology annotation, biological process: ubiquinone biosynthetic process. The transcript has a single exon. Gene Ontology annotation, cellular component: mitochondrial inner membrane. Bases 1 to 1194 code for a protein of 397 amino acids. NCBI's taxonomy places the organism in Eukaryota, Apicomplexa, Aconoidasida, Haemosporida, Plasmodiidae. Gene Ontology annotation, molecular function: transferase activity, transferring alkyl or aryl (other than methyl) groups.
AUGAGGAUGCAUCACCACUACUCCGCAAAUGCCAGUGGUAGAGAAAAAUCGCAGAGGGGGAAGCCAAAGGUGGGUCCAGGCAAUCACGUGAACAACCCAGCAGGUUACCCCGCUAGCCAUCUCCAUAAGGAGCAAAGAAGAAGUUGCGCCCCUGGAAGGUGCGCCCACUGGCUGGCCGCCGUCCCCCUCCCCGACAAGGUGAAGGAGAACCUAAGAGCGUAUGUAACCCUAUCGAGGCUGCACAUCCCAACAGGCAUACACCUCCUCCUGAAUUCAGCCCUCUACGGUUACUUCUUAACCCUCCCCGUGGAGAGCCUCUUCACCCCAGGGAAUGAAAUCAACUGGGAAUGCAUAACCAAAAUAGGAAGAGACCUCUGCCUCUUUGCCUUUGGAAGUCUCAACAGCCGUAUCGUUGGCUGCAUCAUAAAUGACCUCUUUGACAGGGACUACGAUAGACAUGUGGAGAGAACGAAAAACAGGCCACUAGCAAACAACACAGUGACCACCGCCAGAGCAUUUGCCUAUUUGGCUCUCCACUCCGCGCUCUCCCUCCUUACCCUCUUUCAGUUUAGCCAUCAAACCAUUUCCACAGGAUUACUCUCCACCGCUUUCAUCAUUUCGUACCCUUUGAUGAAGAGAGUAACUUACUACGCUCAGGUCUACUUGUCGAUCACCUUUAACCUCGGCUUUUUCAUUUCCUGCAGUGAGCAUGUGGAGCUAGCUUCGAACGCCCUUGCUCUGUGUGUUAGCUUCCUACCCUUGUGUUAUUUGACCGUCAUAUAUGAUACUAUAUAUGCUCACCAGGAUAGAUGGGAGGACAUUCAGUUGAAGCUAAAGUCGUUGGCCAUAAAAUGGGGGGACAACACCCUGGUGUAUUCGAAGCUGCUAGCCGUUAACAUGACGUAUCUGUUUUAUCUUUCUGGGUACCUAUUCGACUUACACUGCUGCUACUACGUGAUGGCUACAUGCAAUGUGCUUUACCUGCUGCACUGCAUUGGGGAGACUGAUCUGGGGGACAAGGAGAAGUGCAUGCGCUUCUUUAAAAAGAGCAAAAAUGUGUUGAUGCUAUUUGUACUCGCCGCUUUCGUCGCCAAGGGGUGCCAGGCGUACCAGAGGUGGCGGCAACCACCCGGGGAGGUCCUGCAAGACGAGAAGAUACCCACGGGGGGGGAAACUCAGCAAGGAACCGCCUGA